AUGAGCUUCACCAUCAAGGUUCCUGCCACCUCUGCAAAUAUCGGUCCAGGAUUUGACGUCGUAGGACUCUCUCUUUCCCUUCAUCUCACCCUCACCGUCACUCCAUCGCCCGAUGCGUGUCAUGCCAAUACUCCUUUAGCUUAUAAGCCACCCGAACUCACCUAUUCCGGUGAAGGCGCAGACGAUGUUCCCCUCAAUCCAUACAAAAAUCUCACCACUCGUGUUGCUCUCUACGUCCUACGCUGCCACAACAUUUCUCUCUUCCCUUCCCAUAUCAAAAUCCACGCUCACAACGAAAUCCCCUUCGGUCGUGGUCUUGGUUCUUCUGGUGCAGCUGUCAUCGCUGGAGUUUUACUAGGAAAUGAAGUCGGGAAACUCAAUUUACCGGUGGAACGUUUAUUAGAUUUUGCUCUGAUGGUCGAGAGACACCCGGAUAACGUCACAGCUGCCCUAGUCGGUGGUUUUGUUGGUUCUUACUUGCGAGAGUUGGACGAAAAACACACCGCUGCUGCCAGUGUACCUCUGAGUGAGGUACUACCAGAGUAUCCGCCCGACGCUGGUGAGAGUUGGGGUCUGAACCCACCAGUACCCCCUCAUGGAAUUGGUCACUACGUUCAGUUUGGGUGGUCGCCAGAGAUCAAAGCUGUUGCUAUCAUUCCUCGGUUCGAGUUGAGUACUGCGAAAGCUAGAGAUGUGUUGCCCGAACAAUAUUCGAGGAAGGACCUCGUCUUCAACUUGCAGCGAUUAGCAGUCCUUACUACUGCCCUAGCACAGAAUCCUCCCGAUCCAGACUUGAUCUACGAAGCAAUGAAGGAUCGCAUUCAUCAACCCUACCGCAAAACCCUUAUCCCUGGCCUACCCGAAGUCACAUCCGAGAUUCUGCCUUCAACGCAUCCAGGUCUUCUUGGGAUUUGCCUGUCAGGGGCAGGACCUACAAUACUGGCCCUUGCCACCACUGGAUUCGAAGCGAUAGCGGAAGAUGCCAGAAAGAUAUUUCUUUCGAAAGGCAUCGAGGUCGAUUGGAAGUUACUUCAAGUCGUAGGGGGCUCAAAAGUAGUCAAACACUGA
Messenger RNA from Marasmius oreades (fairy-ring Marasmius), 1068 nucleotides. RefSeq lists its product as uncharacterized. Gene Ontology annotation, biological process: L-threonine metabolic process. The coding region runs from base 1 to 1068 and encodes 355 amino acids. The transcript is spliced from 3 exons. Gene Ontology annotation, molecular function: ATP binding; homoserine kinase activity. Lineage: Eukaryota; Fungi; Basidiomycota; Agaricomycetes; Agaricales; Marasmiaceae. The record is from RefSeq and is a predicted model, not a curated record.